Molecule: messenger RNA, 14972 nt
Organism: Sphaerodactylus townsendi
Lineage: Eukaryota; Metazoa; Chordata; Lepidosauria; Squamata; Sphaerodactylidae
Gene: APOB
Product: apolipoprotein B
Exons: 29
Coding region: 33-13757 (4574 amino acids)
Biological process (GO): regulation of apoptotic process; cholesterol homeostasis; triglyceride mobilization
Cellular component (GO): mature chylomicron; very-low-density lipoprotein particle; low-density lipoprotein particle
Molecular function (GO): cholesterol transfer activity; low-density lipoprotein particle receptor binding
Source: RefSeq, a predicted model, not a curated record
GGGCCAAGGAGCCCCAGGGUCCCUUGCUCAACAUGGGCCCCCCACAGCUGUGGCUGCUCCUGCUGCUCAGCAGUGGUGCUUUGACACAAAAUGACGGGUCAGAAAAUCCAUCUUGCUCAAAAGACACAACCAGAUUUAAGCACUUCAGAAAGUAUGUCUACAACUAUGAAGCGGAAACAACAACUGGAGUGGCAGGAACAUCAGAUUCACGAAGUGGUUCCAAAAUUAGCUGCAAGGUUCAGCUGGAAGUCCCACAACCAUGCAAAUUUGUGUUGCGGACAAGCCAGUGUAGCCUCCGAGAAGUGUCCAGUAUUGGCCCUGAUGGAAAGGCUUUGUUAAAGAAGUCGAAGAACUUAGAUGAGUUUGCUGCUGCCAUGUCCCAGUAUGAGCUGAAAUUUACUGUUCAGGAUGGACAGGAGAUUGAGCUAUAUCCUGAGGAAAAUGAAGCCGUACACAUACUUAACCUCAAGAGAGGCAUCAUCUCCGCUCUCAUAGUGCCAGCAGAGACAGAAGACAAUGUCCGUACACUUUCUAUGGAUACUGUAUAUGGGAACUGUGACAGUGACAUUGAAGUGGAAUCCAGGAAAAGCAACACAGCUGCAGAAAUUUCAAUCAGAAGAAACCUGAAAUCCUGUGAUAAAUUCAACCCCAUCAGAGACUAUGUCAGUCCAAUUGCUCUCAUUAAAGGCCUGAACGUACCCUUAUCCACUUUGAUAAGUAGCAACCAGCAUUGUAAGUACAGCAUCGACACAAAGAAAAAGCAUGCAACUGAAGUGGUCUGCUCUGAAAAACACCUGUUCCUGCCAUCAUCAUACAAAAAUCAGUAUGGCAUGAUGGCCCAAAUCACACAGAGUCUGAAACUUGAAGACACCCCCAAAAUCAAUCACAGAGACAUGGAUGUUUCAGGUCUGGCGAAGAAAGGACUAGGUUUGGAGGGCACUGAGACCAAAUCUCACAGGCACGGUGAUGCUGUUCUGAAGGUCCUCCAGGAGUUGCAGAAACUUUCCAUCUCAGAGCAGAACCAGAAAAGAGCCAGCCUCUUUUACAGAUUCGUAACCGGACUGAGGGCCUUACACAAUCGCACCCUGAGUGCCCUUGUGCCAAAGUUGAUGGAAACUUCCAGUGCAGUCACAAUCCAGGCUCUGACUCAGUGUGGUACCCCAGAGUGCUUUGGAGCUAUCCUUCAAAUACUGAGGACUGGCAGUGUCGAUCCACUUGUGGCAGAUGCUGUCACAUACAGCCUGGGGCUACUGCCUUCUCCGUGUACUAAGAGGAUACGAGAAAUCCUUAACAUGGCUCAAUUUCAUCCAAGCCGAGCAUCCUUUUAUGCUCUUAGCCAUGCUGUGAACAGAUUCUAUGACGAGAACAGGAUUAUAACCGAGGAAAUCAAUGACGUUGCAAAUUUCAUGACAUCGCUGAUUGGCAACAAAUGUCAUGGGGAUGACGAACUCACCUAUCUGACUUUAAGGGCCAUCGGCAAUAUGGGAAAAGUAAUCGAAGCCGCCAACCCUGACAUGAAACGCUCUCUAAAAUCAUGUAUGAUGAACAGUGAUGCGUCAACUGCAGUCCAGAAAGCAGCUAUCCAGGCUCUGAGGAAAAUGACCAUCACUGAUGAGGACCAAGCAACACUUGUUGGAGUUUUCCAGGAAACUUCCUACCCAGCUGAUAAGCGUCUGACAGCUUAUCUCAUGCUGAUGAGAAACCCUUCCCAAUCGGACAUUUCCAAGAUUGUUAGAGCUCUUAUGAAGGACAAGAGUGAACAAGUAAAAAGCUUUGUAGCGUCACACAUCGCCAAUAUCUUGGACUCUGAAGAACCUGGCAUUCAAUUGCUAAAAGACAAAGUGCAUCACGCUCUCAAAGGAGCCCAACUUCCAGCCGCCAAGGAUUUCCAAAGGUUUUCACGAAAUUACCUGGUUUCCAAAACGCUUUCUGUGCCUGGGUUAGAUCCUGUUUCAGCAAAAGUGGAAGGGAAUCUACUGUUUGAUUCUAGUUACGUUCCCAAGGAAUCUAUGCUGAAAACCACACUGCAAUUGUAUGGACUCAGUUCUGUGGAUAUUUUUGAGAUUGGCUUGGAGGGAAAAAGUUUUGAGCCAACGCUGGAAGCCAUGUUUGGACCAAAAGGGUUUUUCCCUGACACUGCCAGCAAAGCUUUAUACUGGGUCAAUGGCAAGGUGGGAGAUGAUGUUUCCAAGGCCCUCUCUGAGUAUUUCGAAUACCCCAAAGAUGAAAAACAGGAUCAGGAUAUCAUGAAAGGAAUUAUGCUUAAUCUUCAAAAACUAAUUGAAGACAUGGCUACCAGAGAAACCCCUGAAGCUACAGCUUUCCUCAGAAUCCUUGGCGAAGAGGUCGGCUACCUGAAACUCAGCGAUUUUAAGCUCUUGGGAAAUCUGAUCUUGAAAGGCUUUAAAACUUUGGCGAGCAUCCCAGAAAAGAUUGCCCACGCCAUCUCAACGGGGACUGAGAAAGAUUUAUUUGUGCACUACAUCUUCAUGGACAAUGAAUUUGAGCUGCCAACGGGUGCAGGGUUACAAUUACAAGUCGCUUUGUCUGGAGUAGCUACCCCUGGAGCAAAAAUCGGAAUGAAAAUUACUCAGAAGAGUAUGCAAGUUGGACUGGUCGCUAAACCCUCAGUGGCAGUUGAGUUUAUAACUCAUGUAGGUGUGAACAUGCCAGAGUUUGCUAGAAAUGGCGUGCAAAUGAAUACCAAUCUAUACCAUGAGUCUGGCAUUGAAGCCAAUCUUGCAGUGAAAGCUGGGCAGCUGAAAUUAAGCAUUCCUUCUCCAAAGACUCCCACAAAGCUCUUCAGCAUCAGCAAUGCCUUGCAUUUGGUCACCUCAACCCGAACUGAAGUGAUUCCCUCUUUGGCUGAGAACAGAGAGUCUCGGAGAUCGUGUAGGCCUUUCUUUGCUGGCCUUGACCUCUGUACCAGAAUAGAAUACUCUGAUGCCAGCAACUCAGAAACCACACCUUACUACCCUCUCACUGGGGACACCAGGUAUGAAAUUGAAAUACAGCCAACAGGGGAAGUAACAGAAUAUACUGCAAGUGCUAAUUAUGAAAUAGAGAAAGAAGGAAUGGAUGUGCUUAAAACUCUCAAAUUCAUUGUUCAAGCAGAAGGUGUAAAAGACUGUGAAGCUGCUCUGAUCUUCAGAUACAACCAAGACAGAAGGAUUUUCACUGGUGACUUGCAGGUUCCCAGUUUCAAUAUUGAUGUUGGUACCAGCUUCAGAAUGACUGAUGAGUCAACUCGGGAAAGAAAUGCAUACACAUUUAUUUUAGACAUCAACAAUAAGAAAAUUCCUGAAGUUACUCUUACCGGACGCAUGGGAUACAUUGUCGGAAGAGAGUCAAUGCUAGGGGCUGUGAUCUCUAUUCCUCGUCUGCAGACUCAAGCUAGAACAGAAGCCCUUCUGCAACGGUCAUUUAACGGGUUAAUGUUCCAGAUUGAUUCUUCCGCCACAGCUUACGGUUCCUCCAUUUCAGAGAGAAUUGUGGUUCAAUACGAUGAUGAGAAAGUUGAUGUACAGUGGAAUUCAGGCUCCCGGGCUGCCCUAAAGAAAAUGUCAGCUAACAUACCUGUGGACUUUGGGGAUUAUUCAAAGGCUUUGCAGAAGAAUUUCAAUGAACUACUGGAUCACAAAGUAGACUACUCAGACAUGACACUCCGGCAUAUUCUUUCAGGUUUAAUAAAAGCUACCAAUACGUGGGCACAACAAGCAUCCAGGGGGUUUCCUUAUGCCCAAACUCUACAAGAUAAAUUAAGUGGACUGAAGAAUAUUAAUUUUCAGAGUCCGCCCUUUUUCAACAUUCCUGAAGAACUUUUCUUGAACAGCGAUGGCCAGUUUAAAUACAUUUGGAACAAGGAGAGCACUACCAUUACUGUCCCACUGCCAUUUGGCGGCAGAUCAUCCUAUGACAUGAGGAUGCCCAGGACUAUAAAGACACCUGCAUUGGUGAUGGAGCCACUGGCAAUCAACAUGCCAUCACGAGAGUACAGGCUUCCACCGUUCACCAUCCCAGAAUCGUACACGCUUCGAGUACCUUUGCUGGGUGCUGUUGAGAUCUCUUCCAAUGUGUACAGCAAUUUCUAUAACUGGUCAGCCUCUUACUCCUUGGCUAAUAGCACAAAGGAUGCACACAACCUAAGAACAAACUACCACUUAAGAGCAGACUCUGUUUUGGAGCUACUGUCAUAUAAUAUACAAGGUCAAGGAGAAACAAAUUAUGAUCAAAAUAUGUUCACCUGUACGUUUGUCAACUCCAUGCAACACAGCCUCCUCAAUUCCAAUUUUAAAUUCAACAAGGCAAACACAUUUGGACCCACGCCCACCGUGAGAAAUGCUCUUUGGUUCGAGACUUCCAGUCCCCUGGGUGUCCAGUUUUCUCUGUCUGCUGAUGAAGAUGCCAAGCUCAGUAACAACUUGUUCACUGAUAAUUUAAAACUGGAAGGACAACUGAAAGUUGCCUCGGCCUUUGCUAAAACCACAUACACACUGUCAAGCAACUUUGAUGCAAUCAACUUUGUGCUGGCAGGAGAAUCGGAUUUGACGUUUGACUCUUCCUACCUUCAGGCAACCAACAAGAUGACUGGCCGGGUAACUGAUGAUGCGUGGACGAUCACAUCGGUCUCAGAUGUACAGAAGGGGUUUCUUACUAACACCGCUUCCUUGAAGUAUGAAAACGACCAGCUGAAGUUGACAUCUGAGACAACUGGAAACCUCAGAAGUCUUGCAGCUCUAAACAAGCUUGACUUAGCCAUUGCCAAGCAAGGGGCUUCAUUUCGCUCCGAGUACCAGGCCACUUACUUACAGAACCGAUAUUAUACCCUGCUUUUGGGCUCCGUUAAUAGCCAGGGUCUUCAGCUGAACACUGAUGUGUCUGCAAACGGUGAAAGAAACAAAGCGGCUCAUAAAUGCUCAUUAACUAUUGACCGGAAUGGCCUGGCUAGCAGUACGACCACAAACGUGAUGUUUAGCCCACUGAUGCUGGAGAAUAAAAUGAAUGCCCAGGUUGGCAUCGCAGGAACUUCCGUGGCAAUGAACACUAUUGGACACUAUGGGAAACACAAUGUAAAAUUUGACCUGGAUGGACGAGCAGCUCUCACUGAACUCAUCGUUGGCAGUUUCUAUCAAAGCAGCCUUUGGGAUGUGGAUGCCAAGAAUGUCUUCAAUUUCAAAGUGAACAAAGAAGGGCUCAGAUUUUCCAAUGGCUUGAUGGGCUCUUACAAAGAAAUGAAGCUUGAACACACACACAAUCUGAACGUUGCCGGCCUAUCUUUGACUUACGCAUCAAGUUUAGACAAUGCCAUCAGCCCAGACAAAUUUCAUAAACAUAGUUUUGACUUCCAGCUACAGCCCUACACUCUCACGGCCAACGUGAACAACAACUUCAAGUAUGGCAAUGCAGACAUAGCUAACGUGGCUCGGCUGCAGCUCGAACCACUGAAGGUAAAUCUUGAUGGGAAUGUAAAAGGCGCUUAUAGAGCUGAUGAAGUGAAGCACACCUACACCUUCAGGGUUGCCGACUUAGCCGCAAACUUUAAGACCGACACAGUUGCAAGCAUUCAAGGUGCUGCUCUUACCCACAGGGUUAAUCUGGAUGUUGCAGGACUCUCCUCUUCAGUCAGCAUCAACACAAAUUGUGACUCAAAAUCCUUACGAUUUUCCAAUGUCAUACGAACUGUUGUGGCCCCAUUUACCGUCACUGUUGACAUGCAUACCAAUGGAGAUGGAAGUCUUUUGAUUAUGGGAGAUCAUACAGGGCAGCUGUACAACAAAUUCCUGCUAAAAGCAGAACCUCUUGCUUUUACCUUCUCUCAUGAUUAUAGGGGAUCCACCAUACACAACCUAAAUUCAGGGAAGAAAUACAGUACGCUACUUGACAACAAAGUCAACGUCCUUUUUACUCCAUCUGAACAAAGAAGUGCCUGGAAACUGAAGAGUGAGAUGAACAACAAUGUGUACACACAGGAUCUUAGUGCUUUCAAUGACGCUGAAAGGAUAGGUGUAGAAAUGAGCGGACAAACUUUAGUAGACCUUUCUGCACUGGACUUCCCUAUCAGUGUGCCAUUUGCAAAUCCUGGAAGAGUCAAUGUAAUUGACAUGUUGGAUCUAAGGGAAGUUGUAGCGAACCCUCAAGAAUUUAGUCUUGCUCUUUCUGUGAAGUAUGAUAAGAACACAGACAUGCAUGUCAUCAGUCUGCCAUUCUUAGAAAAUCUACCUGCAUAUUUUGAGAAAAUUAGGCAUUCCAUGGUAUCUGCACUGAAGUCUAUUCAGAAGACCCUGAGGACCGUAAAUAUUGAGGAUUACACGCGAAAAUACCGUACGGCAUUACACAGGUUUUACCAGGACGUUAAUUAUUAUGUAGAUACUAUCAAUUUGGAAGGCAAAGUGAAUAAACUGAAAGAAAACCUGGAUACUUUCAUGAGGGAUUAUACCAUAGGAAUAGAUGACCUUCAACUUGCUUUGGAAGAUGCUAAGAAUAAUCUUCAACGAACUUUGGCCCAGCUGCAAACUCUCCUGAUAGAAGCUGAAAAGUAUAUCAGAGAGAAUUAUGACCAGUAUGAUCUGAAGGCAGCUAUUGUGCAGCUUAUAGAGAGAAUUGUUGAAAAAAUGAAAGUUAUCGAUCGACAAUACCAAAUCAGCGCAAAAACAAUUGACACUAUUCAGCAACUGCAAGUAGCCAUCUCACAAUUUGAUGCCAAUAAUAUUGGAAGCAGCAUCGCAGCUUGGGUCCAGAAUAUGGAUGCAGAGUAUAAAAUUAAAACUCGGGUGCAAGAUAAACUGAAUGAACUCAAAAGCCAAAUUGAAAGUAUUGAUGUCAAACGUAUUGCGGGUAAUUUGAAGCAUCAGAUCGAAACAAUUGACCUCAGACUAUUUAUAGAAAGACUACAAGUGUCCCAUCUAGUUCAAAAACUGAACCACAUUCUUGAACGAGUCAAAGACAUUCUGCUAGAUUUUAUGGAUGAUUAUGAGAUAUCUGAGAAGAUCAAUGUACUCCGAGGUAAAAUCCAUGAACUGAUGGUCAACUAUAAAGUGGAUCAGCAGGCCAGAGCUCUGCUGGAGAAACUUACAGAGGUUUUGAACCAAGAGAAAAUCAAAGAAACAGUUGACAAAUUAAUCCUGUUAUUGAGAAAACUUGACAUAAAUGUAUUCUUCUAUCAAAUACGGGCAACAAUUGACAAUGCUGUUAACUGGCUCGAAACAUAUGAUUACCAAAAUCUGGUGGACAAAGUCAACAAAUUUCUUGAUGACUUCAUAAAGAAGCUGAGGCGCUUUGAUUACAAUAAGUUUGUGGAUGAAACAAACUACAAAGUCCGGGAAAUAAUACAGAAGAUCAAUGAGGAAAUCAGAGCCCUAGAACUGCCACAGAGAGUGGAAGCUGCAAAACAGUAUCUCAGAGAGGUUGCUGUUGUGGUUUCACAGUAUGCAGAGAAAUUGAAAGAAACUAAACUAGCAAUAAUAUUGGACUGGUUCAACGACCUGCUAAGCUCUACUGCAAUAAGUGAACUUAAAACUAAGAUACAUGAUUAUCUAACAGAGGUCCGUAGUAGAAUUUAUCAAAUAGAUGUCCCAAAGGAAUGCGAGAGGUACCUUGAGAAGGCAAGCCACUUGUACAAAGUAACAGUCACUUACAUAGUUCAUCAAUGGCACAGUAUCUCAAAGAAAAUUACCCAUUUGGCCGAAAAAUAUAAUAUUAAAAAUAUAGCUGAUAAUUUGAACCGGUUUGUUGAAUCUGGAUUUAUAGUCCCUGAAAUCAGAGCAGGAAUAAUCAAUGUACCUGCCUUUGAAGUCAGCCUACGGGCCCUUCAGGAAGCAACUUUUCAAACACCAGGUUUUAUUAUUCCACUAACUAAUCUGUAUGUCCCUUCAUAUCAGGUAAACUUCAACAACUUAAUGGAAAUCAGAAUUCCAGACAGAUUUACUACUCCUGAAUUUACUGUAUUAAAUACCUUUGAGAUUCCUUCUUACACUGUCGACUGGAAUGAAAUCAAAGCGAAGAUAGUGAAGAUGAUUGAUCAAAUUAUUUCAAGUGACUUUCAGCUGCCGGCAUCUGAUGUGUAUUUCAAAAACCUCAGAAUGAAAGACAUGCCCUUUUCUGAUUUUUCUAUCCCAGAAAUGAAUUUGCCUGAGUUACAAAUUCCUGAGUUUGUGAUCCCAAAGCUAAAUCUCAAUGAAUUCCAGUUCCCAGAUAUACAGAUACCAGAAUUCCAACUGCCCCGUAUUCCACACACUGUGACUGUCCCAACAUUUGGUCAACUGUCUGGUACUUUCCAAGCUGUCUCACCCUUCUUUACACUGAGAACUAACGUUGGCUUUCAAAACGUCACAACUUUUGCUCACAGCCCGGAAUUUGUGGCCUCGGUUUCCGCUCUAGCAACGUCCAAAUUCAACUACCUUGAUUUCACCAUUGCUGCAGAUGCUCGUCUCUCAGCUCCUGAGAUGAAACAGCUGAUUUUAAAAGAGACCCUGAAGCUCUCUCACUUGUACUUGAAAGCUGAUCACAGUGGUGAAAUAACGUGGUUGAGGACUUCUGCUCAAGGUAAUGCCGAAACAACAGUGAGUCUGCACAGGGCCAAAAGUGUCAUAGAACUGUACAACAAGUUAACAGUCAACCUGCAAAAGAAGGUUUCCAUGGAGAGCAAGUCAAUGUACACACACAGAUUAAAUGUUCCCCAUAUCUAUUUCACUAGCCAAGCUGAACUAAGCAAUGAGAUAAAAACAGAGUUGGAAGCAGGACGCGUACUGCUGACUUCCACUGGUAAAGGGAACUGGAGAUGGAAGGCUCUUGAUUACUCUGAUGAAGGAACCCAUGACUCAAGUGUCAGUUUCACCAUAGGAGGGCCUGUAGCUGCGCUUGAGGCUGAAAACAGGGUGAAUGGCAAGUUCUUGAGAGUCAACCAGAGACUGCAGUACGAAUAUCGCCUACCAAGUUAUGCAAGCCUUCAGGUUGAAUCUACAAUGGAAUCUCCAGAAUUGGGACUCAGUGUCUUAAACAUAUACGCCUCCGGAGAUCUUGCAAAGGUGAAAACAGAACUAAGUGGCACACACAAUCUGAAACUCAGUGGCCGUGUCUCUGGAACUGUAAAGAACAAUGUGGCCUUCUUGGCACAGCCCUUUGAAAUUAGAGUAUCUACAGAAAAUGAAGGGAAUGUAAAAGUUAGCUUCCCACUCACGCUGGUUGGCAAAAUUGACUUCCGAAACAACUAUGGUCUCCUGCUGAAUCCUUCAAGUCAACAAGUCAGCUGGGCAGCUGAAGGCAGAUUUAAUCAAUACAGAUAUGCCCAUAACAUCUCUGCUGGUAACAAUGCAGAUAGCAUGCAAGCUUUGGUGUCCAUGAAUGGUGAUGCUAACUUGGACUUCCUAAACAUUCCUGUCUCCAUUCCUGAAAUCCAUGUGCCGUAUAUUGAUGUCAGAACACGUCAGCUAGUAAAAUAUUCACUGUGGGAGGAAACGGGCCUCAAGAAUUUGCUGAAGACUACAAAGCAAUCAUUUGAUUUAAACCUGAAAGCUCAGUACAAAAAGAACAAGGAUAUGCACUCGUUUGAAAUUCCUCUAGAUGCAGUCCAGAGAGCGCUCCAGCACUCCAUUGUGGUGUUCAACAAACAUUUUGAAAGACGUCGAGAUGACACUUUAGCUUUCCUCACGGAUUCAUAUAACAGAGCCAAGACAAAGUUUGACCAAUACAAAGUAGAUACUUCCAUUGACAGUCUUCCACGAACCUUCAGGAUUCCAGGCUACACCAUCCCAAUAGCCAACAUUGAGGUGUCUCCCUUUACAGCUGAGCUCCCAGCUUUUGGCUACGUCAUCCCAAAAGAAAUGAGUACUCCAAGUUUCACUAUGCCACUCGUUGGAUUUUCAGUGCCAUCAUAUACAUUAGUUCUCCCGUCACUAGAGCUACCUGUCCUACACAUCCCCCAAGGCUUGCGUACACUUAAGCUUCCCAGCUAUCGAGCACACAGGCCCCUGAACAGAAUUUACUUUCCAGCUUUGGGAAAUAUAACCUGCGAUUUUUCAUUAAAAUCCAGUGUAAUUACCCUGACUAUUAAUACUGGGCUUUUCAACCAAUCUGACAUUAUUGCUCGCUUAAGUUCAUCGUCCACUUCUGUGAUUGACGCACUGCAGUAUAAACUGGAUGGAACAACUAGUCUCACAAGGCAAAGGGGGCUGAAACUUGCCACUGCAUUGUCCGUGAACAAUAAAUUUAUACAGGGGAACCAUGACAGCACCAUCAGUCUCACAAGGAGAAACAUAGAAGCUGCGGUGACGACGACGACAAAAAUCAACACCCCCAGCUUAAAAGUGAAUUUUGGGCAGGAGCUGAAGGGAAACACGAGAUCCAAGCCUAUCAUUUCUUCAGUUAUGAAUGUGAAUUAUGUUUUUGACAUGCCCGUCAUUGGCACCAACGCUAAAGGAGCAAUCGACAACAAGUGCACGCUAGAAAGCCUAACAUCUGACAUUGCUAUAGAAACAGCCACCAAUGGUUUCAUUGAUGGAGUAUUUCAUGAGGUAAAACCAUUUUCUGGAAAGCUGCUUCUGGAAGCAAACGCCUUCUUAAACACUAAAGGUAUCCGUUCCGGUGCCAAGUUUGAGUGUAACUCUAAAGUUGAUCGAACCUGGAAUCUGAAUAUCGACAAUAACAUUGCCAUUGAAGCAUCCCUCCGUCGUUUUUAUGUCGUUUGGGACGACAACAAUGAAUACUCUCUGCAGUAUCGUCCAGUAAUUAACCUGAAUGGAAAGCAUGGUGGCAAAUUAACUUCAGAAAUAACUCCCGAGAGUCUGUCAGCAAUCCUUCAGAUCUAUAAUACCCUUCCUCAGGCUUCAGUUAAUGAAGUUCUUUCAGUGACUGUCAGUACUGAACAACAGAAAAUUGGAUGGAAGAGCGAAAGCCAAAUUUUCCCUCUGACACUUGGACAUGACUUGCAGUUAGCAAAUACCAAAACAGAAGUUCGAUUUGAUCUAUCUGGAUCUUUAGGUGGGCAUAUAGGUUUCCUGAAGCGUAUUGUGUUACCAGUUUACAACAGGAAUUUAUGGGAUGUCUUCGAAUUAGAUCUUACUGCUAAGGCUGGAGAGAGGCAAUAUCUGAAUGCAUCAACUGCCAUAAUAUACACCAAAAAUGAGGAUGGUUAUUUUUUCCCUAUAAAUGUGAAUCCAUUGUCUGAUGGAUUUUCGCUUACAAUUCCAGAAAUGGAACUGAAAGCUCCAAAACCUAUGAUCACAACUCCAGCAUUCAAUGUUCCUUUUACAACUCACCAAGUUCCCUCUUAUACCAUUGACCUACGUGAAAUAAAAAUCCCUGAAAAACUCAGCACCAUGCCAUUUGACAUCGGAUUCCCUUCACUGCCGAAAAUGCAGUUUCCCCAAUUAGAUGUACUAACCAGCUACAUUGAUACAGAAGGAAGUAAACAUCCCUACUUCGAAUUGACUGUACCUGAGUAUCUUUUAACUUUAUCCGAAUUUACUCUUCCAAAGACAAUUUCUAUAGGCAAUAAAGUUGUGGAUUUGAAUGCCGUGGCCAACAAGAUAGCUGACUUCGAUUUGCCGACAAUCACAAUCCCAGAGCAGCGGAUUGAAAUUCCAGCUUUCAAACUUGCUGUGCCUGCCGGAAUUUACUUCCCCAAAUUUGGAGCUUUGAGCAGUUCUUUCAAAGUUGCCUCUCCAGUGUACACCUUCACCGGGAUCUUGGGCUUCAAAAACAAGGAAGACUCUUUUGAACAAUCCGUUGAUUUUACUGCAAAUUCACCUCUGCAAUUUCUGGAGUAUGACCUAGAUGCUUUGACCACCUACACUUACAAAAAUGGCUCCUACACUGAAGCAACUCAAGGCACCCUAUCGCAUCGCGACCUGAGUGCAGACUUUAAAUCCAUUUAUGGAAUGCAAGGAUUCAGCAUUCCCAGCUACACAUUUUCUCUGGACAUCAUCAGCCCCACCUUCACUGAUGCCCAAGUGCGCUACGAAGGACAAAGCUCAGGAAUUUAUUCUUCGGUGUCUUCCUCUUCUGCUGGUACUCUUGGUUUUGUCAUCAACCAGGAAUCUGAUGCCCUUAAGGGAAAACUUUUCUAUCGACCUCAGUCUGACCCUCAGAAUGAUGUCGACAUCGUGAAAAGUGAGGUAUCAUUCAAACACCCUGAUCUGAUUCAAGUCAGAACCAGCUGGAAAGAGGACGAGGCCAAGGAGUUGCUCCUCAGUUUAAAAGAGAAAGUACCCAAAAUGGCUGCUGCAGUGUACAACAGUGUUAACAAGUACCAUCGCCAGCAUAUGGGGAUGGACAUCAACACUGCUGGUUUCAAGCUGAAGGAGGAGCUGAAAACCACCGCUGACCAGGCUUUCCGAAAAACUUUAGAAAGCAUCGAUCAACUCGAGAACCAUCUUGAUGCGGUCACCGACCAGGCCACAGCGAAGUAUGAAGAUAUGAAGAGGAAAACCAUCAAACUGUAUCGAAGAGCUGCAGAUCAAGCGAUGCAGCUGGACUACGACCAAGUGAAAAACACCAUUUUUGAUAUCAUAAUGGAUAUAAUACAGGAAUACCAGAAAAGGAUGAAGCACCUUAUCGACUCUGCCAUUCAGUUCUUGAAGGUAACCAAGUUCCAGGUGCCAGGGUUGGCCGAGAAGCAUACCGGUGAAGAACUUUAUCUGAUGGCCAUGUCAACAUUGGCAGAAUUUACAGACAGGCGUAUUUCAGAGGUCCGAGAACAAUUUGAGGCUCUGGUUAAGUAUGUCAAUGAGCUGGAGAUUGAACUUCCAGCUUCUAGCAAAAUCAUCAAAGGUAGUGAUAUGCUUAAUGAAAUUAAAAUAUUUCUAACUCACAUACAGGAGAAAGCCAGUCAGAUAUUUAUUGGUCUUCGAGAGAUCGACUUUGCAGAAAAGUUAAGAGAGCUGAAAGGAUUAGUCCAACAAAUCUUCCAAAAGACGGAAGAGCUUAUCAGAAAUUUACAGUCCCAUGACUAUGAAUAUAUUAUGGCCCAGGCAAAAUCAGUAUCCACGGAUGCCUUAGAAAAGCUGAAGAACUUUGCGCAGGAUAUAAAGUAUUUGCUUCCUCGCUAUGUUAACAUUAUCCAGAAUACCUUGCAACAAGUCAUCUCAAAACUAGAGGAAUUUCUGCACUAUUUGAAGGAUCUUCAGGAAAAAUAUAUGAACCCAAGUGUGGCUGAGUGGUUCAUCAGGCUGGAAGACAAUGUGAUAGAUUGGCUAAAGAAUCUUCUUGGUACUGUGGUGGAGUUGAAUGACAAUUGCGUUAAUGCUGCUGCUGACUUUGUGUCACAUGUCACAGAUCGAGUGCAGGAAUUUGUGGCACACCAUGGAAAUGUCGCUGAGCUCUCAAAAUCUGCUCGUGAUAAGAUCCUGUACUGGUCAGAGGUUGCUAAGAGAAGUGCUGUUGAACAAAACCAAGAAGUCAAAGCAAAGCUACAGGAGGCCUAUGAGAGUUUUAGUGAGUCGUAUGAUGGACUGAUUGCUGGAACAAAGAAAUUGAUCGACCUGACAAUAGAAAACUAUGCCGCAUUCCUCCAAUACCUCAAAGAACUUCUUGACCGGUUUGAGCAAGCAACCGCGGAUGCUCUGAGGCCCUAUGUAGUUGUCCGACAAGGAGAAAUCGGACUUGACAUCCCAAAGCCAUUUGCGUGGCAGUUUAGUGAGGAAGAGCUCAGGAAAAAAGUCGGAUUAGCACAUGAACUGAUUCAGCAAGGCGUUGAUCAAAGCACCAAGCAAUGGGAAGAACUGCAAAGAUUAAUUGGUCAAAAGAUGGAGGAGAAUGUGUAGAGUCACAUCCAAUCUUGAGCACAUGAACAGAAGGGAAAGAUUGUGCAAGUUCUUAUCUUGCCAUUUGUAAAGCCAACAGCAAUUGACUGCUACUUUUCCUAUUUGGAGAGUCAAAAAGCUAUUCUCUACAUGGAAGGUGAAGAAAUGUGCUGGUUAGCCUAAUGCUCUGCAAAAGCCAAUAAAUGAAUUCUUAAUGACAUUCCAGUGUCCUUUAUUAAAAACUGUUUCCUUUCACGUCAUAGAUCGUGAUGCAGGGUUGGUUAGAGCAAAUGGAAGGUCUUAGCCAUGGCUACAUUCAGAGGAUCUAGAGUCAGUCUGCUGUUGGGCCGUUGGUUCUGUAAAGAGUCUCAGUCAAAGCUCAGACCCAUAGGGAUUGAGAAGCAGCCUAGAAUGCAAAGGUUACCCAAGAGCCAGUGAAGGCAUGUCUGUAGCUUACAAAUAAUGUUUGAAUGGACAAAGUAGCAAGUAUAGCCAUAUCCUUAUGCAUUGAGUUGGGAGGGAGAUGGGUGAGAGAGUAGAGCUGGGUUGGAAUCUGUGCACAGCACACCCCCCCCAAAAAAAUUUCAAAGAUAUUUGCAGUCAAACUAAUCCCUCUGUGAGGAAAGCAGAAUGCUGUCAUUUCAACCAGAAAUUAGUCUCUAACCAAAAUAAAUCAAGGAUCAGCCAUUUUCAUUUUCUUUCUCAAAAGUCAGUGUUUCCUGGCCUUGUCAAUCGUAUCUCUCCCUUCUCUUGUCACUGUUAAACAUCCAUUCUUUUGAUCCAGUCCAAGGUCAAACCAAGGUUGUCACAGUCUUGUUCUGAAGGAUUCUGUUCUGCAAACGUGUUGCCUGUGCUGGUGUUGUGUGGCCGAGGAAACGAUCAACAUGUGCAAUUCCUUUUACUGUUAGAGGAACAUAACAGGACAAUGUACCCCCUCACGAGCUUUUCCUCUGCUGUUCAGAUACUAAAGUCACAUAAGCCCAGUUUGGCCCAGAGGUUGACAACCUGUUAGAAAGAUCUGAUUAGAUAAGACGGUCUGAAAGCAAAAUAUUUCGGCUUACUAAUUUAUUUGGCUUUAUAUUAAGCUUUUGCGAUGCUAUGUACAUACUAGGAAAAGGACCUCGAGGGUUCAAAAUAAUGGGCUUUCCUCAUUUCUUUAGCAAAAUAAAUUCAUGUUGCUGUGUCUCUAGUCAUUAUGUAUGCAUGUGUCUUUUAAUUAAACUAUUCAUUCUGGGA